GGUGCGGAUCGGAGUCCGAUCAUCGGACUAAUCGGAGUCAUCGGAUCAUCACCGUGGCCGUAAUAAUACCUAGUGUCGCGGUGCCAAGACUUGGCUGAUAUAUAUCCGCCUGUUCUUAUAUAUCUGUGUAUAUAUAUACUGUGUAUCUAAGUACAUCGGGAAUGUUUUUCUGCUCCCAGCGCUGCUUCUUCUGCUAGUGAGUGCUGGAAACGUCGUCUUCGGGUAGAACGAUCUCCUAGACCUAAAACAUGUGUCCACUCGAAGCUCCAAUUAAAAUGAGUGUGUGCGCGACGUCUUGUGGUUAACUUCGUCGCUUCCUGCAGAUCUGGACGAAGCAACGAAACUUCCUUCUCUCGGUGCGUGGCCUCGACCCAUAGAAAAAACAGGAACUCGAGAAUUGAGAAACAAGAAUUGGCUGAAUAGAAGAGUCAACAGUCACCACUGCGAUACACCAUCAGGGAGAGAGCUGGAGCGUACCCUGGGGGAGAGGACAAGAGUGAAAGAAACAACGACGACCUAACCUCACUUCAGGCAGGACAUCAGGCAGCGUGGAUGCCGUGGAUGAUCAUCGUUAUCGGCAAGCGAAACAGAGUGCAUGCGUGUGCGUAGCAGCAGUGCGAGUUCGUCGGUCGUCGUCGCGUAGGACAAGAGUAAAAGGUGUAUGCGCACGUUGGCCUCGGGGAAGUUGUUGCCGCAGUCGAGGACAAUAACCAUCAAGGUGGAAGCCUGGGGAGUGUGUAAAGUUGUGGGUUAGUGAGUGUUGGUGCGCGACAGAGGAGCCAUGAGCGAGGACAAGAGCGACGAGGACUUUUGGGUGUCGAAUUUCGAGCAGCAGUACGUGGACACGAUCAGUGCCGAGCCAGACUACGAGAACCAGCUGCACAACGAGAAGGAGCUCUAUUGCCAGCAGAUCUGGUCGAAUUUUCAGACGACGGCGACCGCCAUCGCCCAGCUUUACAAAGAUCGCUCGCAGGGCACAUCUUUCUGGUCGCCCUUUCAGACGGCUGCCGGCACAGUCACCUCCAUGUACAAAGAGUCGACGAGCAACAUCCGACGGUGUAGCGAAUUGGGCAUGGAAGCCGGGAGACAAAAACGCAGCAGAGAAAUCAUGAAUUGGGCAAAGAAAAAACGACGGAUGAUUCGCCGGGAGGACCUCUUGGCGUAUCUCGCUGGCAAACCACCGCCUCCACGGCACUCGCAUCGAAGCUCGCCCAAGCCGCGUAUGAUGAUCUGCGGGUCACCACCGUCGCAAGGGCCGGCUGCGAGUAUGGUGGUGUCGUCGACACCUCCCCCUGGUAACGAGCCGGAACCAGAACUGCACACAUUUCGGGAAGCUCUCUCGGGUGAGUUUUAUUUAGAACACUAG
Copidosoma floridanum is the source of this 1366-nucleotide messenger RNA. RefSeq names its product HUWE1-associated protein modifying stress responses. NCBI's taxonomy places the organism in Eukaryota, Metazoa, Arthropoda, Insecta, Hymenoptera, Encyrtidae. The record is from RefSeq and is a predicted model, not a curated record.